Messenger RNA from Diorhabda carinulata, 1134 nucleotides. RefSeq names its product mediator of RNA polymerase II transcription subunit 11 (gene MED11). Gene Ontology annotation, biological process: regulation of transcription by RNA polymerase II. The transcript is spliced from 2 exons. NCBI's taxonomy places the organism in Eukaryota, Metazoa, Arthropoda, Insecta, Coleoptera, Chrysomelidae. Gene Ontology annotation, cellular component: mediator complex. The coding region runs from base 428 to 856 and encodes 142 amino acids. The record is from RefSeq and is a predicted model, not a curated record. Gene Ontology annotation, molecular function: transcription coregulator activity.
AGUAAGAGCGUUCGGCAAAUAUAAAAAAACCUUCGACAAACUUAAACUAAUAUUUUAAUUUAUAUAUUUAAAUAUUAGUGUUAUUGUAUUAUUUACUCUGAUAUUGUAGAGAAAAACCUGCGAAAACUGAUAAUACAAAAUGACGAGAUGGAAUGCCUAAAAGAACGACGCCAUCUUUUCCUAUAAGAAUUAUGACAAAAAAUGGAACAUUUUCAAACUGAUUUUGUUUUCUCCAUUUUUUCCAUUGUAUUUUUACGUGAAAAGCGUACAUUAUUUAGAACUUCGUGUUUAGUUCAAAGAUUACCGUUUUAAAUACGAUUUUUAUUAUCACAUUUUCGUAUAAAAAAUUGCUAUUUGACUUAUAAAAAAGAAGAGUUUCCAUUUCAUUUUAUUUUUAUACACCGAAAAAAAAGUAUUUAUUUAUAAGAUGACUGCUCCAAUGGAAAGAAUUCAAGUGCUAGAUUCAAUAGAAAAAGAUAUAAUAACUUGUCUUCAUAGUGCAGGGCAAGUUUUCGUCGAACUAGGCAAAGAAAAAUCAAGUUUGAAACAAGCGGAAAAUCACACUCAAAUGUUCUUAAAAACACUAAGUGCCGUGGAAAAUAAGUUAACAGACCAAAUAAACUAUUUAACUCAAGUUUCAACAGGACAACCUCAUGAAGGGUCUGGAUAUGCUUCUCAAAAAGUUUUACAAAUGGCGUGGCACAGACUUGAACACGCCAGAUCGAGAGUAAACGAAUUAGAAAGAUAUAAAAUUAAACAUUUACAAGGUAGAACAUCACAAAGAAGCAUAAUUGGUCCUACAAAUGUUACAUCUACAGUUGCAGGGCAAAACGUACCUUCAGGAGCUUCAACUUAGUAAUUGUGCAGUGUUAACAGUGAAUAUUGACGUUAAUAUUUUAUACACAGUGGUACCUGACUGUUAAUAUUAGUUAUCAGUGAAUGAAGAUUUUUUCACAUUAUAUUUUGCUCCAGAAGAAUUGAGAUGUGGUUGAAUAUUAAUUUUUCCAGGAAAUUUGUUACACAAAUUUCUUUUAGAGAGAUAUUGCAGCUUUCUUUGUUCAGGUGCUCAUAAUUUCCAUGAUUGUCGUUUGGAGAUUUUAAUUUUAUUAAAAAUAUUGAUGCAUAUUGGUCAAA